Molecule: messenger RNA, 3541 nt
Organism: Cryptotermes secundus
Lineage: Eukaryota; Metazoa; Arthropoda; Insecta; Blattodea; Kalotermitidae
Exons: 13
Coding region: 76-2103 (675 amino acids)
Source: RefSeq, a predicted model, not a curated record
CUUAUAAGUUCAGUGAGCGGCUGCAAUGUGUUUCAGUCGCACCCAUCUCCCGCAAACUGUGACUACGCUUUCAACAUGGAAGGGACGCGCAUUGUUCUGCUGGUGGCUUCCGUCUUCGCAGUAGGCGCAGGACUGAAGCUACCACAUUACGUGAAGCCAUGUGCCCGAAGCGACCCAAAUUUCAACCAGUGCGCCAUAGAACAUGCAAGAGAGACGCUGACAGCCCCCGAAGUUAGGAAGGGUGACCGCAAGUAUAACGUGCCACCGAUCGACCCACUGCUCAUCACGGAGAUCAAACUGUCGGAGAGCAACGGGCUGACGAUCACCAUCAAAGACGCAAAAUUCUAUGGCUUCCCGGACACCAAGUUGGAAAACGCCAAUUUCGACUUCGAGAAAAUGCACGUGAGCGGCGACCUCAGCCUGCCUGUCUUGCAGAUCAUCGGCAAGUAUGAGGCAGAGGGAAAGCUUCUGCUCCUGCCCCUGAAUGGCAAAGGGGACAUCAAUAUCACUCUAGUUAACGCCAAGUUGACAGUCGAAACCGACUUGACCCUGAAGCAGAUCGAGAACAGAGAACAUGUAGUCCUGAAGAACUCGCAGGUUACUGUGACGCCAUCUCGGAUGUACGUCUACCUCUCGAACCUAUUCAACGGAGACAAACUGCUGGGAAAAGAAACGAACGAGGUACUGAACGCCAGCUGGGAGGAACUGUACACCAUCAUGUCGCCAUCCAUAACAGAGGCAAUAGUGCAGGCCAUGGAGACCAUUAUGAACGGAAUUGCCGCCGUGGUUCCAUUUGAAGAAGCCUUCCCCGAGACAUUGCCCAUGAUCUCAUCGGGAAUUGAACCCACACCACGACAACCGCAAUCAGGAGAGUCUGUGUUCCGGCUGACAUCCGAGCUGAGUACUCGAACACAAGCGUACAGCGUCACCGUCAGACCAGACCGAGUUCGAUACCAGAGUUUCGGAGAGACACUCUGCCUUCAUUCUCAGGGACGAAGUGCGAGGAAGGGGGUGGGUUAUGUAGACUGCUUCGUGAAGUACGUUUGUAUCGGCAACACACAUAUACCAAGGGCACUGAGAUAUGCAACUGCAACACAAGUAAGCACCAAGACAGGAAGGCGAGGUAUAGACGAGUAUGAUACAGAGCCCGCAGUUGGGUGGGCCCCUCCUGAACCCACAGCAACUGACGGCAAGCCAGAGUAUCUGCAAGCCACGCUUGAGCGGCGCAGUGAGGCCGAAGGGCGCUACGUCGCAUCGCGCCAUCUGGACAGACAAGCCCGGCCCGGCAGUGUGGUGACAGCUGACGCGAGAGACGCAGAGAACAUGGGCGCUUACAGCACGAUCCUGCUACUGUUGGUAUCCACGGCAACUGGAGUUCGGACUGCAAAACCUGCCAGCGAGUUCUUCCAGCUGUGCCACAGGAGCGACGUGAACAUCUCGAGCUGCAUUAAGAACACCCUCGAAGACCUGAGGCCCCGCCUACUCAAAGGUAUCCCCGAGCUGGGCAUAGUGCCCAUGGAUCCGCUCAACAUCCCCCGCCUGGAGUACAGAGAGGGGAACCAGAACUUCAAGAUGAAGCAAGUGCUAAGCAACGUAACAAUAUAUGGCAUCGCGGACGGAAAGCUGCUAGAUGUCAGGAUUGACUUCGACGCCCUGACGAUGAGGAUUGACAUGGUGAUACCGCUCCUGAAGAUUGUCGCAGACUACGAGAUGGAAGGCAAAGUUCUCAUCUUGUCUAUGACGGGAAAGGGUGACUGUACGCUCAAAUUCACUGAAAGGAAGGACACGCGUCUUGUUUCAGCGGAUGUUACAGUCUCCUGCCACACCACAUUUCAAAUGGUAACGCGGGACGGAGAGCAGUACCUACACGUACAGGACCUGAAGUGGGCGCUUGGAGCAGGGAACAGUCGCUUCCAGUUCAACAACCUGUUCGGUGGGGACAAGGCCCUCGGUGACGCAGCGAACAGGUUCCUGAACGAGAACUCGCGCGAGGCGUUCAAAGCCUACAAGCACCUGCCAGAAGAGGCGUUCGGCAUCCUAUUUAAGGAUCUAAGCAACAAGGUGUACGGACAGUUCCCAUUCGAGGAGCUGUUCCCAGAGUAGCGGCGUCGCGACACAUGUCCUCACUUACUAACACGGCCCACUAACGGGGAGCUCCACAAUCCCUUCUCUUCUCUGAGACAGAUAUUGGGGUGAUUAGACAUAAAUGCAUGCAAAAUUCUGAGCUGAAGAACCUGAAAGGAAAAUACUACUUGUGGGACGGAAGUGAUUGGGAGAAUAAUAUUAAGUUGGAUCUUAGAUACACAUGAUGUGAUUCAGCUGGCCCACAACACGGUCCCGUGGCCGACUCUUGUGAAAAUGGUAAUGAAACUUCGGGUUCCACAAAAUUCUUGGGAUGUUGCUCAGCUGAGUGGCUGUCAGGUUCUCUGCCGCUGGAAGUAGGGCACGUCUAGAGUCAUCAGUGGCAGCUGCGCCGCGGUAAGCAACUCACUGCUACACGAUUUUCCGUGAACAGCUGGUACUUGCAUGGGCGCACCUAAGAUUCCGUCAGUUCACUACGAAAAUCGCACAAGCGGGUUUGGGAACAUUAACCCAGAUAUAUUUAGAAGUAGUUUAGACAGAAGUUUACAAGACCUUGUGUUUCUCAGAACAUAUUGUAGCGUACAGACCCGUUGCUAAGCAGUGACUCUGCAGCAGCGACAGUUUCUGAGCAAUGCCUUAGUAAUCUUGGUUCCAAGGCAACAAAUUUAACAUUUGGUAACCGCUUCAAACGUAAAUUGUAUUCAGUUAAAUAAUAUUAAAUAUUUUAAAGUUGAAAACGUUAUUAUGCGAAGGUGCAAACGGACGAAGCCGUAACGCUUCUGCAACCUCUUACGUAACCGCUGAUAACUCAAGAACUACGCCAUAUACAUAUUAUGUGAAGAGUCACAUGUGACUGAAAGAACGAAGGUUGAUCUAUCCCAAAACGGUGUUUAUUUUAUUUCCAAAAUAAAACUGUAUGUUGUUUAAACAAUUGCCCAAAACACGGAACAAUUUUCCUGACUUUACAGACUUCCACGGCUAAACCGUAAGAGAUACUUAUGAAUUACAUGAAAUCAACCAACAUUCUAGCGACAGCGAAUGUUUACUUGCCCAACAACACACGCUCUUACGGAACGAAGACAAACACUUGGAAAUAUCUCCAUGUCAAAACAACAAACCUCUUAGCUACCGUUUCCGAGCAUAUGUUUGGGACAAGCCUUACAAGUGCACUACUCACUUUAAGCGACAGGAUGUCAGGGUUCGAGGAGCAGCCACAUACCGCUAUGGCAACGCCUCAUCUCCUUAUGAAGCUGCAUUAACAGAACAUGGCGAAGACGCCGUUUAAAUUAGCUUCUUCGGAAUUGCGUGGAGUCUGCGCAGCAGAGUGUCUGGCGGUCACUGUGUGCGUGUCUUCAAACUUGGCUGAGUGUUCUCCAAAAGUGCGCAAGAUGAAGUUUCUGGCAAGAGAGGUCGUGAGGAUGGGCCAAUCAUAUUGGCGGCUGACUUUAACGUAAACGUC